Hemicordylus capensis (graceful crag lizard) is the source of this 854-nucleotide messenger RNA. RefSeq lists its product as uncharacterized. NCBI's taxonomy places the organism in Eukaryota, Metazoa, Chordata, Lepidosauria, Squamata, Cordylidae. The record is from RefSeq and is a predicted model, not a curated record. Gene Ontology annotation, molecular function: ATP binding; microtubule binding; microtubule motor activity. Gene Ontology annotation, biological process: microtubule-based movement. The transcript has 9 exons. The coding region runs from base 38 to 628 and encodes 196 amino acids.
CUGCACGCAAGCUCCUCUCUCCUUCUCUACGUUGGUCAUGCAAGCGAUUUUAGGACGUGCUCCCGGGGAGGAGAGUUGUGUUGGCACUGCCAAGUUGAGAGAGAGAGAGAGAGAGAGAGAGAGAGAGAGAACGCGCUGGAGUGAAAAAGAAGUUUGUGUUCAAGCAGCUGUGGGAAUUCGGCAGAUGCCAGGCUCACUGCAGCAAGAGAGCUUUUUGGUGGUGAAUGAAGAUUCCAAUCGUCUGAUAUUCAUUAACAACACUGACAAGGAAGUGCAGGAAAGCUGCUUCACCUUUGAUGGAGUCUUCAGUCUGGAUACUGGUCAGGAUAAGCUAUUCUUGCAGCAGCUGCAGCCCCUGCUGGCCCUUCUGCCUCUUGGCUACAGCGUAUCCUUGCUGGUGUGUGAAGCCCAUCGCUAUGGACCCCAGGCACAACUCCAAGGCUUUGUCCAGAAGGUAAUAAAGGCUGUCUUUCAAGAAACCAGCCCUCCCAGAGAUGGUCCUCAACACCGUCAAACCAUCAGCUUUGUCCAGAUCUACACAGAUGGAACAGCCCAGGACUUGCUCAAUCCCAGAAGCCAAGCCCUGCAGGUGAUGGACAUUCCUCCACUAGGACUGGGAUUUCGCUGACCCAAGAUUGUUUGCAAAACAUUUUUCAGAAACAGGACAAAGCUGUGUAAGGACCACAGGAGAAAAAAUGCACUUGAGAAGGCAAGGGAGCAGCACACACCGCCAGCUCUGCACUGGAUUGUGAAGUUACCUGCUCACUGUUUGAAGUACAUUCCUGUGCAUACCUUGGAGGUCUUAUUCCCUCCAAAGGAGCAUAGUGUACAAAACACAUUUUUUUUUUUUUUAG